This is a messenger RNA of Drosophila montana, 573 nucleotides long. RefSeq lists its product as uncharacterized. Bases 26 to 535 code for a protein of 169 amino acids. The record is from RefSeq and is a predicted model, not a curated record. NCBI's taxonomy places the organism in Eukaryota, Metazoa, Arthropoda, Insecta, Diptera, Drosophilidae. The transcript is spliced from 3 exons.
GCUGCUUUUCCAGCUGGACAUUAUCAUGACGAAUACUUUGUGGAUGCCGCUGCUCGGAGCUCUACUGCUUGCCAUGGCGAAUGACGCGGGUGCCGCUUCGAGUGCCUCAUUAGCAGGCACUGCGGAGCGGGAGAGGGAAGCCGGGAUGCCGGCUCAAAGUGUGCUGGCCCUGGUGCCGGCAGCAGCACGCGGCAGUUUUCUGCUCUACCAAUUAGCAACGGCCAUAAAUUCUGGCGACUACCCCUGGCUGGAGCUGGAGCUGGAGCAGGAGCACGAGCAGGAGUUACUUGUAGAACAGGAAGUCGACUCCAGCUGGCUGGCCGCAAUGGCAAAUGAAUUUCAGAAUGUGCCCGUCCCAGAAAACUUUCCGCUGCAAUUGCAAUCCUGGCUAAUGGAUAGCUACGGCCUGAGCGCCAUCGAUGUCUAUCAGAGUUGGCCCACGGCUCGAUCUGGCCGUGCCCAGCAUCUGACCUGCAAUGCCCUCGGCGAGUGCCAUGAGUUGGCCCAAAUUGUAGACGCAUGCUGUCCAUUUUGAGCAACGCGGCCGUGUGGCAAAUAAACGUAUUUAAAAUC